Messenger RNA from Volvox carteri f. nagariensis, 1341 nucleotides. RefSeq lists its product as uncharacterized. The coding region runs from base 1 to 960 and encodes 319 amino acids. NCBI's taxonomy places the organism in Eukaryota, Viridiplantae, Chlorophyta, Chlorophyceae, Chlamydomonadales, Volvocaceae. The record is from RefSeq and is a predicted model, not a curated record. The transcript is spliced from 5 exons.
AUGAGCCUUUCUGCGAACUACGCGGGCUCCUGCAGCACCACCAGUGCCCAGUAUGUUCACCCGAACAGCCCGUCUCCAGGCCCCCGGCGGCCUCUCCAAGUACCUGCUGAGCCAAACGCUCAGCUGGUGUUCCUUGCGCGACUGGUGGACGCCGCCCGUGCUGCUGUCGGUUCCGGCCAAGGUGCUUCCGGAGCGGCCGUCCUAGGGAUUAGUAAGGACCAGCAGGCUGCAGCCAUGGAGGACCUCGCCGACGCGAUUCAGCAGUGCAACAGGGACGCCUGGGUGCGCACUUUUCCACUGCUGAUGGUGGAGGUCAGCUCGUGGAUUCAGCAACCUGCUUGCGGUGUCCGCACAUGGGCAUUUUGGCUACUUAAGGAGUUACUGUUGCGCCAGUCUCACCUUUUCACAGAUAACAACCUGGAGAGCCAGCUCAACCUCUUGCUGCAGGGUUGUGGAGAUCCCCAUCGUGAUGUUGUGAUGACAGCUAGCCAGGCGCUUCAGAUCUUAUUGUCAAUCUGCAAUGAGCACCACGCUAUGACACUGCUGCAGCACCUUGUGCAACGUGAACGGGAUUCGCACCUGCGCUCGCGUGACAAAGGAGCGCGCUUGGUUGCAGUUCUGGAUGGCACGCGACAAUUGAUAACCAGGCUUGACCGUACUGAGCUGCAACGCCUCGCUUUCCAGCCGCAUCCUGAGACCCGCACUUCGCUGCUAGAGGCCCUGGUAGCAAAUCUGUCGGAUCCGGAAACAUGUGUGCGGAGAAGUGCAGUACUUACCACGUCGGGGCUCUGGUACCGAUUGGGCCACAGGGUGCGCGACGUCAUUCAGGUGCUGGCCGCAUCAUCAUUUAACCUGCUCUGCAUUUAUUACCUGAAGCUUCACGGGGUUGCGGUCGAUGCCGGACAGCAGGACGUUUCCCAGCAUCCAUUGAUACAGGGGCCUAGCGGCGCAAGGGAAUAGUGCAAUGUCCGGGAAGGCCGCGCGGGAUGAGCAGGUUGCGUUUUGCCUAUGACGCUUAAGAUCGGGGCAGUAAUGGUGGUGUGCACCGGGGCAGUAAUGGUGGUGUGCUACUCGAUCGUGUAAUAGCACCUUAGUCUCUUGGUCCUGGCAGUCUAACACAGAUUUGCGUCCCUUGUUCAUGGGCGGCUGUACUUCUGGGGCAAUAUUUGUAUGCCUUCAUGUGAGGUGUUAUGCAGGCGCAGUUGCUUACGAGUCGUGGUGAUUACAUGGACCACAUAUGCAAUCGUUGCGUGAAAAAUAAUCCACUAUCGGACAUCCCAGAAGACGUCUAUCUCAUGGCCAACGGUCUCACACCACGUCGUUUUGUAACUGUAACGCAAG